Acromyrmex echinatior (Panamanian leafcutter ant) is the source of this 315-nucleotide messenger RNA. Its product is annotated as multidrug resistance-associated protein 4-like. NCBI's taxonomy places the organism in Eukaryota, Metazoa, Arthropoda, Insecta, Hymenoptera, Formicidae. The record is from RefSeq and is a predicted model, not a curated record.
UCACAACAUCAUGUUCUUCAAACUGCUGCAGGCGCGUAUGUCCUUCUUCCACAACAAUUCUUCCGGAAGAAUUUUAAACAGAUUUUCGAAGGAUAUGGGCAUCAUGGAUGAGUGGCUGCCCAAACUGAUGUUGGAGGCAAUCCAAGGGUUUUGCGUAGUAUGUGGCAUAAUGAUCAUGGAAGCGAUAAUAAAUCAGUGGAUGUUGAUAUUGAUAGCCAUACUAGCCGUCUUGUUUUUCUUCGGUGCGAAAUCCUAUAUGAAGAUUGGUCAAGACCUCAAACGUCUCGAAGGCUGAAGAGUCCCAUAUUCUCAUAC